Molecule: messenger RNA, 670 nt
Organism: Didymodactylos carnosus
Lineage: Eukaryota; Metazoa; Rotifera; Eurotatoria; Philodinida; Philodinidae
Source: the annotation of a GenBank genome assembly
UUUGGUGUUGAGGUCACAUCAAACGUUUUUUUAAAAACAGCCCACCUAAGGUCAGCUGCCUUACUCGGAAUCGAAACAACAUCCAAAGUGACUAUCUUAGAACACGAGAUUUAUCGACACUCAAUCAAAAGUUAAAUACAAGUGCCUGGGAUCAUAACGGUAACUGAUAACUCAAUUUGCAACUGCUACUAGUCCUUUCACAUUAUUCAUUCCGUUUGGAUAUUUUGUCGGAUGAUCGACCAGAGAAUGUUAUUCUGCAAAUAAAUACUAGUGUCUGGGAUCAUGAUUGUAAGUCUGAUAACUGUUUCAUUAGAAAUUCCCCGUUAACCAACUGUUUUCAUUUCUAGUGGAUGCACCGUUAGAUUUAUCACGUCCAACAGUAUCAGCCAAUGAAACCAUAGCUUUAUCAUCACCAUUAAGUCCAACAACAGCUAUUCGAAACAGUCUUCAUUCACUUCGACCAGUCAUUUCUGGCCAACCACCAUCGAAAAGAAUUGCUUUAGAUCGAGAAGCGGGUCAACUUCUAACAACUGAACAAGCUUUGGAACAAAUGAAAGGGAUAGAAGAGCGUGCGAGAAAGAAAAAAGCACUGAGAAAAAAACCAAUCGUGACCUCAACACCAAAACGCGCUGCUGGUAAAGCAAAAUCGAAGAAAAAUUGUGCUUUAUAG